Messenger RNA from Candidula unifasciata, 1653 nucleotides. The record is from the annotation of a GenBank genome assembly. Lineage: Eukaryota; Metazoa; Mollusca; Gastropoda; Stylommatophora; Geomitridae.
AUGGAUCUGCAAACGUCGGUGAUGAACUUUGACCCCUCUGGUCAGGCCAUGGGUCAGUAUGUACAGGCCCAAAACGCCUUGCAGAAUUUUCAGCUGCAGCAGUUGCAAGGCCAGGGUCAAAUUCAGCUACAAGGGCAGCAAUUUCCUCUGCUUCAGCUUGGACAAGGGGGACAGUUUUUAUUGAACCAACAACAAUUGCUACAACAUUUAAGUCAAGGUCAAGCCAUCCAGCUGCCAGGUCAAGGUCAGAGCAUUCAGCUGCCCCAACAUCUCCAACAUAUACAGCUGCAGAAUCAGCAGGGGCAACCCAUCCAGAUCCAGGGUCAGAACGGCCAGGCCAUACAAAUUCAAGGCUCCAACGGCCAAACAAUACAGCUGCAAGGACAGAAUGGGCAGCAGUUACAACUUCAAUCUCAGAAUGGUCAGUCUAUUCAGCUUCAGAGUCAAAAUGGACAGUCUAUACAAAUUCAGAACCAGCAUGGUCAGCAUUUACAGGUGCAGGGUCAGAACGGUCAACAGAUACAACUUCAGGCACAGAAUGGUCAGCCAAUUCACAUACAGACCCAAAAUGGCCAUUCAAUCCAGCUUCAUGGAGCUGGCGGUCAGAUCAUGCAGUUGCCUAAUGGUCAGCAGAUUCAGAUUCAGCCCCAGCAAACUCUUCAACUGCAUGGGCAGCAAAUUCAAACUCAGCCAUUCCAACUGCAGAACCAGUUGGGCCAGGUGCUGCAGCUGCAAGGGCAGCAACUACAAACUGUACAACUUCCCAACCAGCAGCUCCAGAUGAUGUCCAUACAGGGUCAGCCGUGUCAGGUCGUGCACGUCCAGGGUCCUAAUGGGCAGAUCAUACAGCAGGUGGUUCCACUGAUGCUUGGAGCAGACCAGCUAGGAGGACUUUUAAAUCCUUUACAGCAGAUGUUCCUGCAAGCACAGAACCAGACCCAGAUGGUUGGUCAGUUUGUCCAGACAGAGAGUGGACUUGUAUGGCAGCCCACCAACAUGUUUGGAACAGUAGAUAACAAUGCGGCCGCUGCGGCGGCAGCAGCAGCAUCAUUACAGUUUUCUCAGGCAGCAGUUGUCACACAGAACCAAAAUGUGGAGUCAACAAUUCAGCAAGAUCUGAACACAUCAGGGAUAGGAGAACACAACAGCACAGAGCAUGACAACAAUGAAUCUCACCACUCGGCAUUGGUCAGUGGUGAUUCCAUGUCCUCCGUACCUGGGUCUACCAACACCACAACCACGUCAGCGUCUCCACAUCCCGUUGGGAGAAUACAGAUAGCGGCUGAAGACCCUGAUGAUGAUACACAACCCUUGUAUGUCAAUGCCAAACAGUACCACCGUAUUUUGAAAAGACGAGCAGCCAGGGCAAAGUUGGAAAGUUCCGGAAAAGUUGUUCGGAAACGUAAGAAGUAUCUGCACGAGUCCCGACACAAGCAUGCAUGUCAGCGAACACGAGGCACCGGAGGUAGAUUCUUCUCAGUGAAAGUGGAGAGCGAGUCUGACUUUAUAAUGAAGGACGGUGCAGAUAGCCCGGAUCACAGACACUGCCAACAUUCACCUCUAGAUGGACAAAGGAAUACCCCGUCUUCAUCCCCUCAGCAGCUGUCAGAUACAGACGAUGUCUCGGCGGUCUCUAUCAAUGGGCAUAUAUGA